This is a messenger RNA of Baudoinia panamericana UAMH 10762, 1135 nucleotides long. RefSeq lists its product as uncharacterized. The transcript has 2 exons. The coding region runs from base 100 to 1023 and encodes 307 amino acids. The record is from RefSeq and is a predicted model, not a curated record. Lineage: Eukaryota; Fungi; Ascomycota; Dothideomycetes; Mycosphaerellales; Teratosphaeriaceae.
GAAACAGUCGAAGGCCCACUUGCAAUCCUCUGUACUUCCGGAAGUUCAAAUUCACAUCCUGACUUUGUCCAGACAUACUCAUCAUCUUCCUGCAGUAACAUGGCACGCCCACAGAAGACGGAGGAGGUAGUGGUAGAGGAGUCAGUCGCAGUGACUCUACCAUCGCCAGCAGCAGCACCUAAGAAGCGGCGGCCGACGAAGGUGCUCGCCGCCAAGAAGGUCUCAAAAGCCUGCGAGGAGCCCUACAAGGCAAAUGCGACAAAAUCGCCACUCUUGCGUCUCCCUCCAGAAGUGCGCAACCGUAUCUGGGGCAUCUUACUUGCUGGCAAGACUCUUCAUAUCGAGGCAGUGAAAGUCAAAGGCACCUGGAAGGUUCAUCAUUCAAUCUGCUGCUCCUCGACCAAUGAUGUGGCGGAAGCCCAGCGCAUCAGCACUAUCCACAGGGACGUGGGUUUCCGCGCGUUGGACAGCUACGCCGACCGACACAACAAGUGUAAGCUUCUCUAUCGGUCUAGAAUCAUUCAGAGGGCCUUGCCGCUGCAGAUCCUUGCCUCCUGCCAUCAAAUCCACUGGGAAGCAGCUCUUCUGGCGUACGAAACGAGCACGUUCUCCCUUGACCAUAUCGUAUCCCUUGCGCCGUUCCUGCAAGCGCUGAUACCAGCUCAGGCCUACGCCAUCAAGUCAAUUGUCAUAACCAACGGCUUCCUUUACCACACUCCCACUAAGACGCUCCAAAAGGUGAUCAAAACCAAGCUGCGGGGACUCAAACAAUUCACCUGCUUCGUGCGAUAUUAUGGAGGCGUCGGUGGCCAGGGAAGCAGUGGGCGGCAAGAACGCAUCGCCGAGGAGGAGAGGUACAUGACACAGCUCCAAGUCUGCCCGAUUCAGUCUGCGAACGUGGCCGUCUUUUGUGCGUACCGCGGCUCCCACAAUUUCAAUCACAAGGCCGCGGGGAAGUGGACAUCCGCGAUGUCGAGGCGUGUCGAAAAUGCAAUCACCUCCACCGACACCAUCCAGUCAUAAGGCACAUCGCACCACAGACCAAGCCCGCUGUAAUCAAGACGUAUGUUGGAUUGCAGGCAUGGUGGCAGUAUGGAAACCUUCAUGCGCGAAGCGAACGACAGAUAGCAAGGAA